AUUCUUUAGCAUCACCCUGUGAUCCCACUUUUAUCCUGGGCUGUGCUCCCUGCAAUGUGAUCUGCUCCAUUAUCUUCCAGAAGCGUUUUGAUUAUAAAGAUAAAGUUUUUCUGGACAUAAUGGGAAGGUUUAAUGAAAAUGUCAAGAUUCUGAGCUCUCCAUGGAUUCAGAUCUACAACAAUUGCCCUACUCUCCUGGACUAUUUCCCAGGGAGUCAGAACAAAGUAUUUAAAAAUAUUGCUUUUAUAAGAAGUUAUGUUACAGAGAAAACAAAGGAACAUCAAGCAUCCCUGGACAUUCACAAUCCUCGGGACUUUAUUGAUUAUUUCCUGAUCAAAAUGGAGCAGGAAAAGCAUAAUCCACACGGGGAGUUUACUAUUGACAACUUGACAAUCACCGUGUCUGAUUUCUUUGGAGCUGGGACAGAGACGACAAGUACCACCCUGAGAUAUGCUCUCCUGCUCCUGCUCAAGCACCCGGAGGUCUCAGGUAUGCCCAGCAUGGUGGGAGGGGUGAAUUUCAGAAAAGAUGUUAGAAAGACACAGCAAGGACAUUCCAUCUUGUUUCUCUUAGAGAAAUGUCAUUAUUAA
Molecule: messenger RNA, 590 nt
Organism: Myotis davidii
Lineage: Eukaryota; Metazoa; Chordata; Mammalia; Chiroptera; Vespertilionidae
Product: cytochrome P450 2C42-like
Exons: 3
Coding region: 120-590 (156 amino acids)
Biological process (GO): xenobiotic metabolic process
Cellular component (GO): cytoplasm; intracellular membrane-bounded organelle
Molecular function (GO): oxidoreductase activity, acting on paired donors, with incorporation or reduction of molecular oxygen, reduced flavin or flavoprotein as one donor, and incorporation of one atom of oxygen; iron ion binding; heme binding
Source: RefSeq, a predicted model, not a curated record